AUGCCUGGACAUUCCAAGGCAGGGGUUGCCAGGAUGACAGAGAGGAACAAAGGAACAGUGGGGAGGAGAGCUUACUACAGCACAGGGCUGGACAACAUCAGGACAGGGUGGAGUUCCACCACAGAGGACAGCACAGGGCUGGACAACAUCAGGACAGGGUGGAGUUCCAGCACAGGGCUGGACAACAUCAGGACAGGGUGGAGUUCCACCACAGAGGACAGCACAGGGCUGGACAACAUCAGGACAGGGUGGAGUUCCACCACAGAGGACAGCACAGGGCUGGACAACAUCAGGACAGGGUGGAGUUCCACCACAGAGGACAGCACAGGGCUGGACAACAUCAGGACAGGGUGGAGUUCCACCACAGAGGACAGCACAGGGCUGGACAACAUCAGGACAGGGUGGAGUUCCACCACAGAGGACAGCACAGGGCUGGACAACAUCAGGACAGGGUGGAGUUCCACCACAGAGGACAGCACAGGGCUGGACAACAUCAGGACAGGGUGGAGUUCCACCACAGAGGACAGCACAGGGCUGGACAACAUCAGGACAGGGUGGAGUUCCACCACAGAGGACAGCACAGGGCUGGACAACAUCAGAACAGGGUGGAGUUCCACCACAGAGGACAGCACAGGGCUGGAUAACAUCAGGACAGGGUGGAGUUCCACCACAGAGGACAGCACAGGGCUGGACAACAUCAGGACAGGGUGGAGUUCCACCACAGAGGACAGCACAGGGCUGGACAACAUCAGGACAGGGUGGAGUUCCACCACAGAGGACAGCACAGGGCUGGACAACAUCAGGACAGGGUGGAGUUCCACCACAGAGGACAGCACAGGGCUGGACAACAUCAGAACAGGGUGGAGUUCCACCACAGAGGACAGCACAGGGCUGGACAACAUCAGGACAGGGUGGAGUUCCACCACAGAGGACAGCACAGGGCUGGACAACAUCAGGACAGGGUGGAGUUCCACCACAGAGGACAGCACAGGGCUGGAUAACAUCAGGACAGGGUGGAGUUCCACCACAGAGGACAGCACAGGGCUGGACAACAUCAGGACAGGGUGGAGUUCCACCACAGAGGCUGCACAGCAGGAGAUCCUGAGGAGAUGGUUCUCUUGGAUGUGUGUGGCUCGUUUGGUUUAUGGUUAUAAUGGUCCACACAGGCAGACCACAAUCCACACUAGACCACCAAUCUCCUGGAAUCUCUGUCCAUGUCAGGAGAAUAGCAGCCCCAAACUGUUUCAUAUUACCUUGAAUCUGAGGAUAGUAACAUUUAUUGUUUUGAAACUUCUGUAUGGGUAAUGUUUACUGUCAAUUUUAUUGUUUAUUUCACUUUUGUAUAUUUACCUCACUUGCUUUGGCAAUGUUAACACAUGUUUCCCAUGCCAAUAAAGCCCCUUGAAUUGAA
This is a messenger RNA of Oncorhynchus nerka (sockeye salmon), 1411 nucleotides long. RefSeq lists its product as uncharacterized. The transcript has 3 exons. The record is from RefSeq and is a predicted model, not a curated record. The coding region runs from base 1 to 1305 and encodes 434 amino acids. Lineage: Eukaryota; Metazoa; Chordata; Actinopteri; Salmoniformes; Salmonidae.